This is a messenger RNA of Solanum verrucosum, 1776 nucleotides long. RefSeq lists its product as uncharacterized. The record is from RefSeq and is a predicted model, not a curated record. The transcript has 2 exons. The coding region runs from base 1 to 1776 and encodes 591 amino acids. Lineage: Eukaryota; Viridiplantae; Streptophyta; Magnoliopsida; Solanales; Solanaceae.
AUGGCUGCUACGGCCACUGGACGGACUCCUUUCGAGGCUGUCCAGCCCGCCCCACCACCCCAAACCACCACCCUUUUCAAUUUCAAUACUAUAAAUCAUAAACAAUCUGCCCUAAUUAACUCAAAAACAAUCGUAAAAUCAAUCGAAAUAAUUUAUGGAGAACCUACUAUCACGUUUUCAAUGGAGGAAAGGCAAGACUUUAUGAUCGAAGAGGGAUUACAUCAAGCAGUGGUGUUUAAAUUAUCCCAUGGUGCGCCAGAUUUGAAGGUAUUAAGGUCAAUUUUAUCGAAACAUCUUGGUACCAAGGGCAAUUGUUUAAUUGGCUUAGUUGCUGCAAGACAAAUUUUGGUGAGGUUUGAUCAAUAUGAAGAUUAUGUACUAGUUUUAUCUCGCUCAAUUAAUUAUCUUCUCUACAAUGGAGAGGAGCACCAAUGUAGGAUUUUUCCAUGGUCCAUUGAAUAUAACCCUAAGGAGAAAACGACGUUAGCUGUGCUUUGGAUUUCUUUACCGAACUUAUCAACAGAUUUGUUUGCAAAGAAGUCUUUGUUGUCUAUAGCAUCAGCAGUUGGGAAACCAAUAGCUAUAGAUAAAUCUACUCAAAUCAAGUCAAGACCUAGCACGACUAGGAUCAAGGUAAUACUUGAUCUAGUGGAAAAGCUUCUAAAUCGUAUAAGAUUGAAGUUUGUGGAUGGAAAAUCUGGUACUACCGUUAGUGAAAAGUAUCAAGGUGAUGCGAGAGAAAUACUAAAUGAAAAAAGAAAGAUUGUAGAUGUCAAUCAAAGUAAAACUACUUAUUUAGAUCGACAAUUGGUUGCUGCCACAUCUGAGCAAAAUCGUGCAGACUCAAUGAAAGUUGAUAUAAGUAAUAUUGAUGUUCAAACAACUACCGAAAAUAAAGAUGAUUGCAAUAACCAACAUGCUGCUACUAAUGAGGUGAAAUCAAAAGAAGUUGGGAUGAAUUUGAUGUCUAAUGCAACUAAAAACGCAGGGGAAACACCAAGAGUUAGGGUUGAUGCGCCGCGAGUUGGUUCAGGGCAAAAAUUAAUGGAUUCAGGACAAAAACUAAUGGAUACAUCUGAUGUUGAAGAUGCUGAAAUUUCUCGGCAGCAUGUUUUGCAAGUUGAAAAUGAGAAUGCAACUGAAAACUGGAGAGUGGUUGCACACAAAACAUCAACUAGUAGUCGGGUCCUUUCCCCGACUAGUCAAAAUAAUUCUCCAUGUAGUGAAAAGGGUCCAACUGGAAAUUUUCAUGACAGUGAGAAGAGGCAAGAUAUUAGUAAUGCCUCAAGAGACCUAUUAUGUUUGAAUAGUUUUGAUACUUUAUUAAAGACUUCUGGAAAGCAAGUAAGGUUAACAGAGAAUGACAACGAUUUGAUCCAAGAAAAUCAGGUCUCACCACCUGCUUUGAAUAGCAAAUUAAGUCCAGAAGAAUUCGUAUUUGUGCCUAAAUGUGUGCUUGCAAAGAAGAAUGAGCCAAGGGCCUUAGUGUCAAAUACAAUUGAUUUGGGUGAGGAUUAUCUUGAUGAAGAUGAGGAAGAAAAUAUGCUGGACAUAUGCUUUGAUAGAGUGGAUAGGGAAGGGGAUAUAUCACCUAGGCAACAAAGAAGUGGAAGCAACAAAAGCAAAAAGAAGACACAUGGAAGACAACAUAGUUGGAGCGGUAAAAUGACUGAGGAGUUUGUUCCAAGGCACCUACCGAUGCGACAGGCAAUGCAAAACCAUUUGAUAGUAUCAAUAGGUUCAACUAGAACCAAUAAAUUCAUAAAGAAGAUAUGA